AAAGAUUGCAUAACAUUGAUCGUUGUGAAAUGUGCUAUUGUGUGGGGUGAGUCAAGCAUGCAGAAGGUAACUCUAUGCAAAUCUAACCAUUAUCCACAUACCAACUCAGCCUGUAUAAAGUCAAGGCUGUGUGUAACCACCGAUACCAAUAAACAACUCUUUGAGGGAAGUGCGGCAGCAAAGUGUUUCACUUCCUGGCAGCUAACUCAGAGCCAAAGAAGAAGCUGCAAGACACCAGCCAUGCUCACUUCCCACCUUCUCCUGCGUGCUGCAGUGUUGGGAUUCACAAUUCUUCAGGCCCUUGCCUCCAGCACCUUCAUUGCAGCCGUCUAUGAGCAUGCAGUCAUCCUGCCAGAUGUCACUGACAAGCCUGUUUCUCCUGAGGAGGCUUUGGCCCUGAUGAACAAAAACAUGGAUGUCUUGGAAGGAGCCAUCGAGGAAGCUGCCCAACAGGGUGCCCACAUAAUUGUGACUCCGGAAGAUGGCAUCUAUGGCUGGCGUUUCACGAGAGAAACCAUCUACCCCUACCUGGAGGAUAUCCCUGAUCCAGCAGUGAACUGGAUUCCCUGCACGGACCCUACAAGAUUUGCUCCUGCUCCAGUGCAGGAACGACUCAGCUGCAUGGCCAGGCAGAACUCCAUCUAUGUGGUUGCAAACAUUGGGGACAAGAAGCUGUGUAACUCCAGUGAUCCCAGCUGCCCCAGCGAUGGUCGCUACCAGUACAAUACCAAUGUUGUCUUUGAUCCAGAGGGGAAACUGGUGGCUCGUUACCACAAGUACAACCUGUUUAGAGGAGAAACUCAGUUUAAUUACCCAAAAGAGCCAGAAGCUGUCACCUUUCAGACUCCCUUUGGAAAGUUUGGCAUUUUCACUUGCUUCGACAUCCUUUUCCAUGAGCCUGCCAUGGUCCUGGUGAACAAGUUGCAGGUGGACACCAUGGUCUACCCAACAGCUUGGAUGAAUGUCCUGCCAUUUCUGACUGCAGUUGAGUUUCACUCUGCCUGGGCUAUGGGCAUGGGUGUCAAUUUACUUUCAGCAAAUACUCACAACAUUGGCACAGCAAUGACAGGCAGUGGGCUGUUCACACCAGAGGGACCUGCCACCUAUCACUACAACAGUGAGACUGAGGAGGGACAACUCCUGGUAGCAGAGCUAAGUGCACACCCUCGUCUUUCUCCCACCUACCCUCCUGCUGUCAACUGGAGUUUGUAUGCCACAAGCAUUGGGAAGUUCCCAGGAGGAAAUGACACUUUUUCGGGAGCUGUCCGGCGGGAUAUAUUCACUUUCAGUCACCUCAAAUACAAAGAUGGAAAUUACACAGUUUGUCAAGGAGACCUCUGCUGUCAUUUGGUUUAUCAGAUGUCAAACCAGAGCAAAGAUGAAGUGUAUGUCCUGGGUGCAUUUGAUGGACUCCAUGGUUCUCUCAUUAAAUAUCACUGGCAGGUAUGCACACUGCUCAAGUGCAAGAGCGCAGACCUGAACACGUGUGGGCAGCCAGUGGAAACAGCUGAGACCAAGUUCGAGAUGUUCUCCCUCAGUGGCACAUUUGGUACCAACUAUGUCUUUCCAGAAGUCUUGUACAGCGAGGUGCAGCUGGCACACGGUGAAUUUGAGGUGCUACAAGAUGGACGAUUAAAAAGCAAGCAUGGCACAUCGAAACCACUCAUAACAGCAACACUUUUUGGAAGGCUUUAUGAAAAGGACCUGCCACACCCUCUGAGAACACCCAUGCAACAAUAACUCCUUAGGUGUUACAGAGUCACCAUUGACAGAAGGGAAAUUUCCUACAGUGCUUCACCUCUUCAUGAGCAGUUAUCCUGUAUCGCUCCUCUUCUGCAGUCUUCCACUUCUGUGCAGCAGCCAUUGCAGCUGGAUUUAUUCAGGAGAAAGUAGUGUGAUCACUCUGUUGUGUAUAGCUUUUUAAUAGCCCUUGAGCCAGU
Dryobates pubescens (Downy woodpecker) is the source of this 1940-nucleotide messenger RNA. Its product is annotated as pantetheinase. Gene Ontology annotation, molecular function: hydrolase activity, acting on carbon-nitrogen (but not peptide) bonds, in linear amides. Lineage: Eukaryota; Metazoa; Chordata; Aves; Piciformes; Picidae. The coding region runs from base 58 to 1740 and encodes 560 amino acids. The transcript has 8 exons. The record is from RefSeq and is a predicted model, not a curated record.